This is a messenger RNA of Dalotia coriaria, 2700 nucleotides long. RefSeq lists its product as uncharacterized. Gene Ontology annotation, cellular component: cytoplasm; ribonucleoprotein complex; nucleus. Bases 34 to 1914 code for a protein of 626 amino acids. The transcript has 7 exons. The record is from RefSeq and is a predicted model, not a curated record. NCBI's taxonomy places the organism in Eukaryota, Metazoa, Arthropoda, Insecta, Coleoptera, Staphylinidae. Gene Ontology annotation, molecular function: RNA helicase activity; RNA binding; ATP binding.
UCAUAAAAAAGUUUCCGACUGCGCACGCUCAGAAUGAACACGCCGAACAUGCACGAAACCGGUUCGGAGCGACACUGCGCACUGCUACAAACCCCAACAAGCCAUUCCGUGCUGAUCUCUUCUCCACCGGCCGUCGAAGAGAACAUCUUCAACGCCAUCAAUAACGUCAGAAGUGAUACCUUCCCAAGGUACGAAUCGACCGGAAUCUUUCGUGGCAGAGCGCAUCCAAACUACGCAAACAUGUCUUUCGGAAGAAGCAGCAAUGGCGGAAGUAGUUCCUUCAGAGGUCGUGGUGGAUCGAGCGGAGGACCAGGUGGCGGCUACCGCAACGGUAGCAGCAAUGGCUCCUCCGGUGGUUUUGGUGGCCGCUCGCGUUUUGGCAGCGGUGGCGGCGGAGGGGGUGGCCGCUUCGGCAGCCAAAGCAGCGGUCCACCUGGUGGUCGUCUGCGCAAACCCAACUGGGAAACAGCUACCUUACGCCCGUUUAAGAAAGACUUCUACGUGCCCCACCCGAACGUAGACAGCCGCUCCGCAUACGAAGUAGACCAGUAUCGUCGUAGCAAACAAGUAACUGUCGAUGGCGGUAAUGUACCACACCCAAUCCAGCAUUUCGAGGAAGCCAACUUCCCCGAUUACGUUAUGAGCAACAUUCGCAAACAGGGCUACGACCAGCCGACUGCCAUUCAGGCACAGGGCUGGCCUAUUGCCAUGAGCGGCAACGAUCUGGUGGGCAUUGCGCAAACCGGCUCAGGAAAAACACUCGCUUAUAUUCUGCCCGCUAUCGUACAUAUUAACAACCAGCAGCCGAUCUCGCGCAACGAGGGCCCCAUUGCUCUUGUGCUGGCACCUACACGUGAGCUUGCGCAACAAAUCCAACAAGUUGCCAAUGACUUUGGCGCUAACUCCUAUGUGCGCAACACUUGCAUUUUCGGUGGAGCCCCCAAAGGGCCCCAGGCGAGAGACCUGGAACGUGGUGUGGAGAUUGUCAUCGCUACACCCGGUAGAUUGAUCGAUUUCCUCGAAAAGGGUACCACCAAUUUACAACGUUGUACAUACCUGGUCUUGGAUGAAGCUGAUCGUAUGUUGGACAUGGGCUUCGAGCCUCAGAUCAGAAAGAUCAUUGAACAGAUUCGCCCAGACAGACAAACACUUAUGUGGAGUGCCACAUGGCCCAAAGAGGUACGAAAACUGGCCUCAGACUUCCUCAAAGACUACGUUCAGAUCAACAUUGGCUCGCUGCAACUCUCCGCUAAUCACAACAUCUUGCAAAUCGUUGAUGUAUGUCAGGAACACGAAAAAGAAACAAAAUUAAAUAAUCUUCUGCAAGAAAUUGGCAACAAUGGUGAACCAGGCGCAAAAACCAUUAUCUUUGUCGAAACAAAAAAGAAGGUAGAAACAAUCACACGCAACAUUCGCCGCUUUGGCUGGCCGGCUGUGUGCAUGCACGGUGACAAGAGCCAACAGGAGCGCGACUACGUCUUGCGGGAGUUCCGCAACGGCAAGUCUUCAAUCCUUGUUGCAACAGACGUUGCGGCACGCGGUCUCGAUGUGGAGGGUAUUAAGUAUGUCAUUAACUUUGACUACCCCAACUCGUCAGAGGACUAUAUUCAUCGUAUUGGUCGUACCGGAAGAUCCGAUUCGACAGGCACAUCAUACGCCUUUUUCACGCCUGGCAACUUCAGACAGGCGAAGGAUUUGGUCUCAGUGUUGAAAGAAGCUAACCAGGUUGUGAACCCAAAACUAUCAGAGAUGGCUAGUAGAGGCGGUGGUUUCAGCAAAACCGGCGGUGGCCGUUGGGGUUACGGCGGCGGUUUCCGCGGCCGGGAGAACAGCGGCCCACGCACACACCAGAGAUUUGGAGGUGGUGGCGGCGGUGGCAAAUCAAACGGCUACAGCAACGGUUCAUCUUAUUGAAGAUCCAUCGAAACUUACAACAUACCUAUCAAGAACAAUAUCGGACUUUGAAGCUCCAUAACUUCAGAAACUUCUCAAUGUAAUUCGGUGUUGAAGAAUGGUCUGACGCAGUAUUUACUCCCAACCCCCUGCAAAAGCAUUCCGCCGACAGUUGUGGAUCUGAAUCUUCGUUAAUGGACGAAUAUUUGUUCUCCAACACACACGACACUCUUAGAUUCCAAUUUAAUUUAUUAUUAAAAAGCAGUGCGUUCACUUGCGUAACAUAACUAAUAUGAAUUUAAACCUAGAGCAUAUUAUUUAUUAACUUAGGGAUGAUGCGCGAUAAGUUUGUUUCCACAUUUGGACGAAUUCUUGCACAGAUCGAAUUUGACGUUGUUCCAUGUUCAUUAUUCGUCACAAUAUAAUCGAAGCGUUUAUAAAUGAAGGUGAAACUAACACAAAGAAACUUAUAGUACAAUUUACAUAGGUUAAUCUCUGACUAAAAGUAUGAUUGUGAUUUUCGUUGGGCUUUGAGCGAUUUGGAAUGCUCCUCCGCAAUCAAGCGAGAAAUUAAAACAGACCAAGUGCAGACGAUGUUUAAAUUGCAAGAUGAUUUUUCCUGUGAUUAGAAUAGAUUUUUUUUACGGAGUAAGGUGGCACGACGAAUGCAAGGAAGAAGUUCUAUUUUAUUUGUUUCUCACAAACUGUAUACUGCAUUAUGUUCAUAACAAAUGUGCAUACUAUUCUGUUUGUCUCAUCGAUGUUGAUGAAUUAAAAAAAUAAACCGGAGGUUUUCUAAAAGUAAAA